AUUGCUGGGCACCCCUGAGCAGAGCCUGGUCCAUCCUCUGACCCCUCCCUUGAAGGGAUUGGCAAAAAGCAGGUUUUAAUAUGAAUUUAUGAAAGUGUGACUUUAACAGAGUUCAGUGGCAAGGUUCACUCUAUUACUACAUAGAUGAAGCAUACACAGGAAAAUAGGAUCAGAAUCCAUUUAGGAUGAUUCCCAUGGAGACUGGGGAUGCAGAAGGCUCAGUGUUGCAAAGGAUUUGAUUACAAAAGAUAGGGGUGCAAAAGGUGUUGACAACUUCAACAGCAGGAAGAGUUAAGAGAGCAUUAAAGUUAGACACUGUCAAAAAAGAUGAUAAUCCAUCUGAUGCAACACCUCAGAAGGUCAAAAAGAAGAAUCUGAAUUCUUACUCCCCAAUGACAGGAACACGCCAGAUGAGUCCCUUUUCAUCCCCUGUCAGCCACAAGGAACAAAAUCCCGGGAAUGCCCCAGCUAAAGGAGAAGGAAGAGAGCAGAGCAAUUCCGACUGCGGAUUAUCCAGGAGAGGGCAGCCUCUAACAGAGCAGGAUGGGUUCCUGAAGCUGCAGUCCCAAGUGAGAAGUUCAUUGGCCAAAAUUCUGAAAAUAAGAGCAAAUCUCACAAGCCUCCAGGCUUUGGAGGGCAGCAGAGAGCUGGAAAACAUCCUCGGUGUCUCAGACUCCUCUCGUCCCCUGAGUGCUGAAGUGCAGAAAACCCAAACACUGCUGAGUCAAGCAGAAGAGCUGCAGCUGUUGAAAGCAAACCAUGGAAAACUCCCUGCCCCAGGGUACAUCCAGACUGUUGGGACCACUGAGUUCCUGAAGUCGCUCCUGGAACAAAGCAAGGAGCCCCUGGGGCUGCUCCCUGCCCUCUCCAGCACCCAGGCACUGGCACAGUGACCAGGGCCAUGACCAGGACACAGGCAUUAUGUGAAAAAUGCAUUCCACAUCACCCCAAACUUCUACAUCUGCUGGACUGGACUUAAAAGGAGUGAAGAACUGAGUGUAAACCAAUCUGCCCCCAGCCCCGGUGCGGGAGCGGCGCUGGCCAGGCAGGUGCAGUCACAUAACAUUCCUGGCAUCCAUUUAAACUGAACAGUGUGCACAACACAUCAUCCCAAUGGAAAUAAUCCACCGUGCUGGGAGCUGCGGCUGCCUGGGAAAUGAACUGUAGGUUCUGCAGGUUCUGUUCUAGCACGGGUUGGGCUCUAAAGCCAGAGGAAGGUUUGCAGUGCAAGGAAUUAUUCCGUGUUUCAGCUGCUGACAAACACUUUCCCUGCUGGUGCUGCCACACCUGGGGAUGUUUGUCAUCCACAGCCAGGUUUCCUCCAAAGCUUCAAACCCAGCAUUAACACACAGGCUCUGGGAACAUUUGGUUUUUAGGUCAACAUUUUAGUUUAGUUUUGGUAUUUAAUGAUGUAAGAGCAGAGUUGUUUUAUAUAAACCAGUUGCUUCUCUUUUUCCAUCCCUUCAGCCUAGGGAAUUCCCCAUAACACAAAUCCUUGCAUUAGGUUGGAAAAGUACAGUACAAUGAUUUUUACUUUUCUAAGUUCAUCAUAAACACCCAGUUGAAUGUCCUUUCUACUCCUGCAAAGUCCUGCUCCUCAAACUGAUUUGUACAACUAAAACUCUGAGCACCAAAAUGAUGAAUGUGUUCCACACGCUCAAGCUUUGGGAGUUUUUAGUUAAUAAAAAUGUUUUGGCACCUCACUACCUGUGCAGUCCAACUGGGAAAAACACAGUAAGUGGUAGAAGGAAACUGGGACAGUUUCUCUCCCUUCCACACCAGUGCCUGUCAGGCUCUCAGUGCUGUGGGUUGUUGGGUCUAAGGGGCACCAGCUCAUUGCCCUGUAGCAUGGGGGGAGAUACGGAACCAGCCAGAGUUUAUGUAACCUGACUGUAACCUCUGGGGCUGGAAAUUAAAUAAUUAUUGAUCUGAGAAGAGCCUG
Empidonax traillii (willow flycatcher) is the source of this 1942-nucleotide messenger RNA. It is a transcript of the gene ITGB3BP, whose product is annotated as integrin subunit beta 3 binding protein. Gene Ontology annotation, cellular component: nucleoplasm. Bases 393 to 893 code for a protein of 166 amino acids. Gene Ontology annotation, biological process: regulation of DNA-templated transcription; CENP-A containing chromatin assembly. NCBI's taxonomy places the organism in Eukaryota, Metazoa, Chordata, Aves, Passeriformes, Tyrannidae. The transcript has 9 exons. The record is from RefSeq and is a predicted model, not a curated record.